Molecule: messenger RNA, 1245 nt
Organism: Drepanopeziza brunnea f. sp. 'multigermtubi' MB_m1
Lineage: Eukaryota; Fungi; Ascomycota; Leotiomycetes; Helotiales; Drepanopezizaceae
Biological process (GO): mitochondrion organization; phospholipid transport
Cellular component (GO): ERMES complex
Molecular function (GO): lipid binding
Source: RefSeq, a predicted model, not a curated record
AUGUCUAUUGAACUCAACUGGGAGACACUCACCACGGGUCCUGAUGGAGUUGCUUUGGCUGAAAGAAUCCGAGAUUUCGUUCACGACAAAUUCCAAACAGUAACCCUGCCUCGCUUCAUCAAGGGCGUCAAAGUGCACGCCUUCGAGUUUGGAUCCAUCGCCCCAGAGCUAGAGAUCAAGGACAUCUGCGAUCCCUUGCCUGAUUUCUACGAGGAAACUGAAGAUGACUACGGGGAGGAAGAUGAGGGGGCUGGCCAGGACGAGGGAUGGAAGGCGAGAGGAUCGGACGAAGAAACGUCAAGAGAGCAACGUAGGAUGGACCGGCUCGAGAGGACGAAUGGUCCUUCGCAAGCCACCCGUUUCCCACCAUAUAUCGAUACACGACUACCAGGCAUGAGGUCCAUGCAGAACCCAGGUGAUAUCGGAAGUCCAUUUCUAGGAGUCAGCACUCCGGGUAUCUCAGGCGGGACGUCAAAUCUGCAUUACUUCCACUCCCAGCUGGCAACGGGACUGUCUGGCACGCAAACGCCUCUGGCAGCAGUGGCUGGUGCACACCUUCCACAUGGAUGGCCGGACUACUUCAAUCUUCAUCCAAAUAGCCGAGGACAUCGGCAUACUGCGAGCGGAAGUUCCCUGUCACCACCUCCUACGGCUGAUGGGCAGGUGCGAGCUCUGCGCGAGAAACACAGUGUCUCGACACUAGCGACCUCAAAUUCCACCACGAGGCCUCAGACGAGAGAUGGGCUCCUAGAAGAAUCGAUCGAAGAAGAGCCCACCUCGCCUCCCCGAAGGUUUCGCGAGCCGAAAGCCGAGGACCUUCAAACAGUGUUCCGCGUACGAUAUUCUGGCGACGUAAAACUGUCGCUUACAGCCGAGAUUCUGCUCGACUAUCCGAUGCCGAGUUUCGUGGGCAUACCGGUCAAGCUGAACAUCACAGGGUUGUCAUUUGAUGGGGUUGCUGUGCUGGCAUAUAUCAGGAAGAGGGCACACUUCUGCUUUCUUUCACCCGAAGACGCAUCUUCUGCUAUUGGCGCCGAGGACCAUGAGGUUAAUUAUCAUCCUGCGGGCAUGAAGAUGGGAGGGCUUUUGCAUGAGAUCAAGGUCGAAAGCGAAAUUGGGCAGAGGGAGAAUGGAAAACAGGUGUUGAAAAAUGUUGGGAAGGUAGAAAAGUUCGUCUUGGAACAGGUCAGGCGGAUAUUCGAGGAUGAGUUUGUAUAUCCUAGCUUCUGGACGUUCUUGGUAUGA